Messenger RNA from Didymodactylos carnosus, 7779 nucleotides. The record is from the annotation of a GenBank genome assembly. Lineage: Eukaryota; Metazoa; Rotifera; Eurotatoria; Philodinida; Philodinidae.
AUGAGCGUAAUCAAAGAUGAUCGUCGGCGUUUGAAUAGUGAACAAUCAAACUAUGAGGAAGAUACGCCUGAAAAAGUUGAAAAAGUAGAUAUAUCAGGUGGAAAAUUUGAAAAAGUGCUUACGAUAUCAGCAGGCGACAGUGUUGAUUUUGAACUAAAAGAAGACUCGAAACAAUAUGAUAUUAUUCAAGUUUAUCGUGAUGGAUCGGAUUUUUAUCCAGUUCCAAAUGGUAUUGAACUUCGGAAUAUUAGCAAGACUGAAAAAGGACGCUUGUCAUUGUCGUUUGAUUUAACAACUGACGAAAAAGAACGAGAAAUUUAUUUCUAUAUUAUUUUGUCAGACAAUAAUAUUAAAACAAAUGUAAGACAAAAAUAUUCGAGGGAUGCAUGUGAAAAUAAUAAAAUUAUUAUUAAACCAGUUGUAACAAAAUUUUCGUUUACGGAUAAAGAAGAUAGCCAAAAAGUUUAUUUACGAAAAGGUGAUAUUUUAGAAAUUGAUUGGGCCAGUACAACAACAGAAUACUAUAUUGAAGAAAAAAAAUAUUGUCCAAUAUCAGGCGGUUUUUAUACGAUCACGAACAAUAGUAAUCAAACACAAAAAUCAACAUUAAAAGGAAUAUUUAAAAAAGAGAUUAAUCAAUUAGGAAUAUCUUAUUUUAUACGUCUUGCCAAACAGAAAACUGAAUCCAAUCGUUUGAUGUAUUAUAUACACGAUAUCCUUGUAUGUAUUGUUCAAAACAAUUAUAAAUAUAAAUAUGUUCAACUAACGAAUGAUAAUGGUAUCGAAUCAAAACCAAUAUGGAUUGAUGAAGAUGAUACGAUUAUUUGGGAAUGGGAUACGAAAAAGAAACAAUCAAUUACGCAGGUUGAUUCAUAUAGAAAUAAUGAUAAUGAUCAAUAUACAGAAUUCUGGAUUCCGUUAAAAACAGAAUCUGAAAACAAUUUUUUUUGGGCAUUUCCGCCAAAUAAGCGUGGUAUGAUGUGUCAUCAAUUUACCAAGCCAGGUGUCUAUUCUUAUAAGGAUGCUCUGAAUAAUAUUAGAACAGUUAUUGUUCAAGCGCGAACAGAAUUUUAUUCAAUAUCAAUUUUAGACGAUAAAUUAGUUCAUAAAGUGUCAACAAAUCAUAUGAUUCAAUUUUAUUGGGAUACACAGAAACAAAUUUCAGAAUUUUCAAUUAUAAUUGAUCCUGUUUCAUCCGUUGUUCCUGAAGCAAUUAGCGGAUUAACAGGAAUAUUUGAUUGUGUUAAUCAUAACUGUCAACGAGUCGAUGAAUUAGUUAGCCAUCAUUUUUACAAUUGUAAAACAUUUUUAAUGACUAUACCAGUACAUGGAUUAUACAAUUUUAAAUAUUCAAAUUCAAGUGAUAAUAGACUUAUGAGUAUUGUGGUUGAAAAUGCAAUUGAUAAUUAUACUGUUCAGUGCAAUGAUACAGGUUUUAAUCCUCCAACUUUAUUCAUUACUCAAUUAGAUUUUCUUUGGUUCGAAUGGAAGACAGGAACAUUAAAACAAUUAUAUCAAAUAAAUAAAUAUGGAAAUAUAAGUGAAAAUAGUUUUAAUUUUAAAUCAAACAAAAAUGAUUCACAAUAUUUAAUGAAACAAUUUGAUCGAAUUGGUGUUUAUUAUUUUACAAAUAUUAACAAUGAUCAAUAUGACGAUAAACAAGAAAAGACAACAAUUGAAUUAAAAACAUUAGUCAAUCCAGUAUUAACAAUUAUUGUAUUACCCGAAAUUAAAUUUCAUUAUAAACUUAUACAAAAACAUGAUUUUGAUUUACAACCAAUAGUAACAAAAUUACAUGAUUUUGUUAUAUGGGAAUUUUCUGAACCUAUUCAACAUAAUGUUAUACAAUUAAUAGAUACAGAGAAUAUAAAUGAUUUAAUAUCGUCUCAUAAUCGAGCUGUUAAAGGACAAAAUCGACAAUGUUUAGCAAUGGAAUGUGUCGCUACGGGCACUUAUUAUUUUGCUAAUCCAGAUUUUGAAAAAAUUGUAUCUUGGGAUCAAGAUUUACUUAUUUCGGUCAUUGUUAUUGAUCCACCAUUUAGUAAUGCAUGUUUCUAUGUAACAAAUACACAGUUUAUUCCCAAUAUUCUUUACAUUGCUCAACGUCAACAAGUUGAUGUGCCAUUUAAUCAAUAUGAGUUCGAUACAAAUUAUUUAUACACAUUCUAUGAAUGUGGCACAUAUCAAAUAACAUCAGAUCGCUUUCAAGAAUCAGCAACAGUUGUUGUAUAUUCCGAAAGUUCUAUCAAAACGUACAAAAGACGUUUACAAGAGCCAAAAGUUGUUGGAGAGCUUCCGAUUUCUUGUCCAUUUGGUGAUAAAAUUCGAUUAGAAUCUCCAGAUCGAUUUGUGACAAUUUAUUAUACACUUGACGGCCGCAUUCCAACAAGACGACAUGAAGAUGUUCAAAUUUACAAUCCUGAUGAACGUAUUUCAUUAGUGAAACCUGGUUUACUUGUUAUUCGAGCUUAUUCAACUGAAGAUCAAAAAUUAGCAAGUGCUGUAACAACGACAUGGCCUAUACUUGUGAUGGAAAAUGAAGGACUUAAUAAUGCUACAACAAUGUGGAAAAAUUGUAACAUAAGUUUAACAGCUUCGUUAGCACGGCCAAAUAAAAUCUAUGGAGAAAUUCAUGUUGAACCAGAAUAUUGUGAUUUGAUCGAUCAUUUUGAACUUUAUGUGGACGAUGUUGCACGAGGAACAAAUUUGAAUUCAUAUGAAUUAAAUUUUGCUGCUGGUGGUUUUGCUGGAGCUGUUACCGAUCAAUCGAGCACAAUAUUUCUUAUGUGGGCUCACAUCGGUGAUCAUGUUAGCGAAUAUGCUAUUUAUGUGGAUAAUAUUGACACAAAACAUCUUACUGAAAAAGAGUUUAAAGAUUUUUUUGGAAUAAAAUUUCUUGGAGCAACUCCAAAAAAGAAAUACUCAGUGCACGUAGAAGCAAAAUUGAAUGAUAGCAAUCAAAUUCUGAAAUCAAACGUCAUGUCGGUAAAACUACCAUUAGAAAUGCCAUUGAAAGAACAAAUAAUAGAUGGUUAUUUUCCGUACAUCAGUAUUAAUACGGAUAAACCAACGCCUGAUAUGAAUUUGGAAACAAUUAAAUUUGAACGCUCACAAUCCAAAGGAAAAGAAGCAGAAUACACAAUUCUAAGCUUACCCAUUAAUAAUAUUCUUCGACAUGUUGUACCAACUCUCUCAUUCAAACGUAACAACAAUGGUAUUACAUUGUAUUGGACAAAAAAGACACCGUUAACACAAGAUUCCAUUGAAAACUAUAGGAUUAUGCUUGAUAACAAAGAAUAUGGUCCUCCGAUUUCACCAUACGAUGAAAAAAAAUUUCAGGUCAAUCUAGAACCUGGAAAACAUGAAUGCUAUGUUUCCGUCAUACCUAAAGAUGAAACAGAAGAAAUUUUGAAAACAAAUGUUCUUAAAAUUGAUGGACCACGAGAAAUUCAAGUUAAAAAAAAAGAUAGUUCUUCAUCUAGUUCAAUUGAAAAAGCUUUACCACAACAAGAUAGACCAAUACCAAAAUUGAGUAUACAAAUCAUUAGCUCAUCAGCUAUCAGAACGAAUUGGUAUAUGGAUCGACCACUUCAACAAGAUGUCUAUUUAGCCAUGUAUGAAGUACAUGUUCGUGGAACUGAUUUUCCAGAAAAAAUGAAAAGUGAUGAAAGUUUUACGAAUAAUGGAUCAACCGAACAUGUGUGGUUCGUCAUUAAACCUCCUCUAGAAAUAGAAGGUAUCUCAGAGCAAAUUAAUUAUACGAUAUUUGUUCGUGCUUUCUUCCAUAUGAUUGGAAAUACCGAUAUAAAAUAUGUGUCUACAACAUCAGUUGAGCUGAAUACAUCACAGUUAGAUCCGUUGGCAGAAUUACUCAUUCGUCCAUUACUUAAAGUUUCACAAAUUGGAAAUCAAAGUGUUACUAUUGUAUGGUCAAUAGAUCCGUCGGUCGAUAAAUCAUUAAUUAAAGGUUAUCGUUUAAUCAUCAAUCGGAAGCCAAGUGAAAUUUUUACACCAAAUCAAUAUGAAUAUGAAUUAAACAAUAUAUCACCUGGCAGUACAAAUGAAAUUCAAGUAUCUGUUACAUCACACCCAGAUUGGAUUAAUGAGAAGAUUUCUGAAUCCGUACACAUUUUUUGUCCAAAAAAGCCUUCACCGCCGAAAAUUAUCGCUUAUCAGUCAAUGAAAUUACAUGGUAUUGCAGUCAAAUGGGAAAGAGAGAAUGAUGAUAUAGUUUCAUACAAAAUUUUUCUCGAUGAAAAACAACAUGACGAAUUACAAACAAAUGAUCGUACAUCAUUCACAUAUGAAAUUAACAAUUUGAAACCAGGUCAAACAUAUUCAUUCUAUAUAAAGGCUGUAAUUGGUCAAAAAAAAUUGGAGGGUUAUAUAUAUCAAUGUCAGAUAGAAAGUCUACCAUCGAAUGAAUUGUCUCUGAAAUGUUCAGCUCCACCUAAAAUUUCACCACCACGUCUAGAACGAAUGUCUAGUCAUGGCAUUGAUAUUGUAUGGGAUACACCUGUCGAAUAUGGUGAUGCUAAAUUAACGGGCUAUCAAAUAUUGAAAGAUGGAAAAGCUGUUGGCAAACAAUUGCCGGUCGAAAAAUGUCAUGCUACAAUAACAGAUUUAGAAGUUGGUAAUCGUUAUUCUAUACAAGUUGUACCAUUGAUAGAUCAUCCAAGUAGAAAGUCAUUUCAAAUUGGAGAAGAAUAUGAUCCUGAGAGACAUUGUCAUGCAGGACCAACACUAGAUGUUGAAUAUACAGAUUUAAUUGAAAUACCCGAAAAAAUUUGGAUUGAAAAUGCAAAAGGACACGGAGCCGUUGUUUGUUGGACACCAUUAAAUAGUUCAUUAAGUGUCAACACACUACCAGAUAGCUAUAAAUUAUAUUACUGGUCUCGAGAUCAAACUCGUAAUGAAGCAACAAUAUUACAAGUAUCUAGUGAGUAUGAUUCGAUUAUUAUGUGCAAAACAUUGUUAAACAAAUACAUUAUUUUAGAAACCGAAACAAACAAAGAUUUAACUGAUCUUAAAUCAUCAACUGGAUAUGAAAUUAUUUUAGAAGGUUCAAAACGACGUCAACAAUAUGUUGUUGUUGCAACAUCAAAUUCAAUAACAUUGUACACCGGUUCUCCACCAGAUCCUCCCACAUCUUUUCUAGUCAUAGCCUGUACAAACAAUGCAGCUCGCAUUUCUUGGGAUUCAUUUUUAGAGCAUAACUCUGAAAUCGUUGCUCUACGAAUAGAUUGUGUCGCUGCUAAUCAAUCAUUACAAGAUAGCCGGCAUCUGACACUUGAAUUGACACCAGAUUCAACAGAAGUUAUUUUACCAAAUCUAUCUGAACGUACAGAAUAUAUAGUAACAGUUACAGCUAUAACAGAUGAAUAUUUAUUUAAAAAUAAAAUCCGUGAUAUAUCACAACUACCAAAAAAAUUAAAGCCAGAUAAAUGGUUACCAAAUAAAAGUUUAAACUUUACAACCGGUGGUGCUGAAGCGGCAACCAAAUUACAAUUUAAAGUUCGUAAUUUUGAUUCAAUUCAAUUAGAUUGGACACAGCCAAAAGCAUAUGGUUCAACACGUCUUAUUGGUCAAUGUAUUCGAUGGAUGCUUGAGAAUAGUAAUGAGCAUACAUUAGAUAUUGAUCCAUUAACUACAUCAACAGUCAUCAAUGGACUAUUACCGUCAGGUUAUUAUACGAUAAAUUUAGAUUCGAUAUUUAGUGUAAAAAUUAAUUUGGAACCAGAUAAUAAUAAUGACAGUGGAAGAAAACAAGUACUACAUUCAACAAAUGAAUUAACCAUGCUUCAUUUUCAAAUGCCAGCUAUGUGUGAAAAACCUGAAUUAUAUUUGACAGGAUACAGUACAAAAACAAUUAAUUUUGCAUGGAAUAAACCAAACAUGUUCACUGUUAUUGAUCAUCCAGAAAAAGUACAUGAACAAGUUAAAUUUCAUCGUCAUUUAUUGGAAUAUCGAAUUGAUGUCAAUGGACAGAGACAGUGUACACUUAAUAAUGAUCAACAUCAAUAUACAUUAACAGAAUGCAUACCAACUAAGGAAUAUAAAGUUCAAUUAUAUGCUAGAACAGUAUUGCAAACAGACUCUGAAAGUGACAAGUUAUCAAUAAAACCUAAAGAUACAACUGAUGAUGAUGCGGACGAGACACCAUCAAAAAAAUUUCGAAUUCGUACAUUAAGUGGAAAAGAUAUACUAAAAUCUUUACAAGCCAAUUUUGAAUUUUAUGAUUCUGUUAUCAAUGAAAAUAAUCGUGAAAAAAAAAAUGACGUAAAAUCGUUGGGAAAAAUACGUAUACAAUGGACUGUCACAGAGAAACGAAAUAUAUCACAUUAUAUUUUACAAUGGCGUUCGUCCAAAGACCUACGUAUUCAACAAUUAACUUUAAAUAAUAAUGAAGUAGAAUAUGUAUUAGAUUCAUGUGAUGAAAAACAUUUUUAUACUAUUGAAUUAUUUAUUAUCACAAAUGAUGGUACACGAAAACAAUAUAAUCAAUUAAUAGUACCUGUGCCCGGAGCACCAGAUGCACCCAAAUUAUGGUUAGUUAAAACAACCGAUGAUAAUUUCAUUAUUGAAUGGUCAGAACCAAAAUCAUAUGGAAUACCAAUUAUUGGCUUUCAGUUGUUCAUUGGAGGAAAGAAAGCAUAUGACAUCAUUAAAGCUAAUCUUAGACGAGCUGAAAUUCCAUCAUACAUCAAUCGUACAUAUCAAGUUAGUAUAUGUGCUGUGACAAAUAAUCCACAACGAAGUCUAUCUGCCAAGUCUCAAACCCUAACUAUCAUUACAACAUCCUCAACAAAUUUAGCGCCAACAGCAUCUUUUGAUAAUACUAAUAACGAUAUUUUCAAUAAAACUUUUGCACGUACAAUUCCAGUACAAGUCGAUUCGAUCAAUGAAGAAAAGUUAUACGUUGAUUGGUCGUCAUUUCUACCAUCAAAGGAAAUUCGAGCUUACUACAUACAAUACAGAUGUUUGAAUAAUGGUGAUAUACGAGCGACAAAAGUGUCGAAACGUCAACGACACACGGUUCUGAAAGGAUUAAAACCUACUUAUACUUAUGCAAUUAUAGUAAUGGCUGUAGAUAAAAAUCAUGGUGUUCUUUAUACGUCAGAUAAAACAACUGUUCAGAUGUUAGCACCACCAAAUGCACCAUGGGUAACUAUCCGUGAUCGAGCAAUUGAUCAUGUUACAAUCGAAUGGAAAUCAUCUAUGAGUAAUGAUGAUCUUAAUGUGAUUGGCUAUAAAAUAUUUAUUAAUAAUAAACUGGCAGCUAUACUUUUAUAUGAUCAGUUAGCGUAUACUUUAUCAAAUGGUACUCCAUGUGAAACAUAUACAAUACAUGUACAAGCAAUAAGUAAGGACAAAACAAUAACAAGUCCAAUGUCACAUAGUUUACAGUUUACGUGGCCUGGAAUACGACCAGGACGCUUGCGUCGGAUAAACAAUGAUCAAUUGGGUCCAAUAACGAUUGCCUGGGAUGAUCCUCGAUUGGAGGAAAGCGACAAUUUAGUUGCUUUUAAGGUGUUUUCUGAAAAUGCAGCCACUCAUCAAAUACGGACACAUGGUGAUUGGGAUAGUACAACUCGUCAAGCACAAAUUCAUGGUUUAUCCAAUGGAAAAUAUCGUAUAUGGCUCGAAAUACAAAGUACUCAGUAUAGUGUUCGUUCAAGACCACUAUCGGUGUUAAUAGGGAAAUCUACUUCUCAACUACAUCGUCGGUCGUCAUUUGAUGCAGCAAAAUGUUAUUAUGGAAAAAGACAAAAACCGUAA